This is a messenger RNA of Fragaria vesca subsp. vesca, 2075 nucleotides long. Its product is annotated as interferon-related developmental regulator 1-like. Lineage: Eukaryota; Viridiplantae; Streptophyta; Magnoliopsida; Rosales; Rosaceae. Bases 460 to 1806 code for a protein of 448 amino acids. The record is from RefSeq and is a predicted model, not a curated record. The transcript is spliced from 14 exons.
GACGAAUAGUUUCAUAACGAUGACGCCCACCAUGACCUCAGCAGCACAGAGCUUCACAUUGUGUGAGUUAGAGCUUCCCUGGUGAAAAGGUCAAACCUUUGUUGACCAAUUGAGCACCAACACAGGAGGUCAGGUGGGUUUUGAACAUGGAAUUCAGCAUCGAUUCCGUGAUGGUUCAGUGUAGGAUUAGGAAAUACAAAAGAGAACCUAUUUAAGGUUGCAUCAGGUUCAUAACUUAAGCAAUUACAAUGUUGGAGUGUUUUGAAUUUGAAAAGGAAGAGCUUUGGUGUCGUGAGGUGAUCGGAGCAAUCGGUAUUCGAAUGGAAAAGAGAGAGCUGGUGGAUAUUCAAUUAGAGUUUAGCAAAAAUCAAUUUAUUUGUGUUGCAAAUUAGGGUACUUUUUGUUCUUUAGCAAUUUGGAUUUGAGGAAUUUGUUGAGUUAGUUGGAAGAGUUGGAACAAUGAGUAGUCGUCGGGGUUUUUCGAACACGAGAGCAAGAGCUAAUCAUAAUCCUCCAAAUGCCAUGAAGAAAAGAGGCAAACAAAGUGGAAGAGCUGUUGCUGAUGGGUAUGAUGAUGAGUUACCUGAAAAAGUGAUUCAAACUUCUCGUCCCCGCCCCUUAGGUCCUAUUUCUACUCACUUAGUAGAAGGGUUAUUAGAAAAAAGGGGGGAUAAGCGAGAGGAGACACUAGCCUCUAUGAUUGAAGGCUUGAAUGCGAACCUAAGCAAAAAUUUGCUGGAAGAGAAGUUUGCUACCUUUCUAUACAGAUGCUUAAACUCUGUGAAGAAAGGUUCUACCAAAGAGGUGAAUAAUUCAUUUCAUGUCAUAGGCUUGCUGGCAACAAUAGUUGGUUGUGAAAAUAAACUCUCUGAAAUAUAUAGAGAGUUGCUUCCUGUACUUUCUGGAGCUCUGAAAUCUGGGUCCACUACGAUAAAGAUAUUGGAUUGUUUGUCUAUUGUUGCUUUCUUUGGUGCAACCAAUCCAGAUGAAACACAGAAUGCCAUGCACAAUAUAUGGGAGUACCUCAAUCCAGAGUCGGGCUAUGUUGUCAACACAAAAAAUAAUUCAGCAGAGUUACUGGUUGCCGCAAUAUAUGCUUGGUUGUUUCUUCUUUCAAGCAUGGAGGGAUUUAGGCUCAGCUACUCCUACUGGAAAGGGGCCAUCUCAUACUUCGCAAAUUUACUAGAUCACGACAACAAUUUAGUAUGUGGAGCAGCUAGUGAAGCAUUAGCUUUAAUUUUUGAAACUGGCUCUCUUGAAAAGUUCUGGAAUGAUGAAAGUGGUUCAAGCCCCAGUUAUACACAAAUGCAACAAUCACUUAGAGCCCAUCUUUUAAAGAGAGUUAACUGUGCUUACUUAAAUCUACGAACUGAGAAAAAUGCAGUCAAAAUCCGUAAUGUCUCAAGAUAUUUUGAGGGUUCUCAUGUUCUGGCAGAAUCUUUAGUGGUCAAGGGGAAAGUACUAACGUUGUCAUCAUGGUAUCAAAUAAUUCAGCUGCAGUUUUUGAAGAGGUUUCUGGCUGAUGGAUUUAAAAAACAUAUGGAGGAAAAUGAGAAGCUUCAGAAUUUGUUCGAGUUCGAUCCUCGCAAAAACAAGAAUAUAGGUCCUGAGUUGUAUGUAGCUACUACUGAUAAGAUCUCUGUGCGCUUUUUUAUGCCUGAAGAAAGAGAUCAAUACAUGCUAACGAAGGAACAAAGAAAGAAAGAAAGGGUUUGGAGGACCUCUAUUGUAGACAAAGCUAAGACACAAUUGAUGACAAAACAUCGUUUGUUGUCAAAGGAACUAAAACGCUGCAACUAUGAUUGAAUAUGGGAGGGAACAAAAAUCGCGAUCACCUGACUAGCAGUACUUAACGGAGAACAAGAACUAGGUUGGCUUCAUUCAGAUCCUAUGUUGUAUUCUAGUAAUCGUUCAUUGCUUUUUCAAUUUGCAAUUCAAUUUACAUGUAAUGAUUACUAAGGUUUUCAUAUUCAUGGUGAGCCAAUUUUUGCUUUUACUGAAAAUAGAUAAACGACCUUUUUUCAAAAGGAUUGUUGAGUGUAACUUCUGAAGUUGAAAAUGCAAACCUUUACUGC